Molecule: messenger RNA, 2332 nt
Organism: Mytilus californianus (California mussel)
Lineage: Eukaryota; Metazoa; Mollusca; Bivalvia; Mytilida; Mytilidae
Exons: 2
Coding region: 1173-2192 (339 amino acids)
Source: RefSeq, a predicted model, not a curated record
CCGAACAAAAUCAAUUAGUACAGCUAAUAACACUAACGGUACCAAUUUUAUUGCACCAGAUGCGCAUUUAGACCAUUAAUGUCUCUUCAGUGAUGAUGGAGAACAAAAUAUUUUAAAAAUUCAAAUCCCUAAACAAUCGUUGAAGAGCUAAUAAAACCAAAAAAGGACAUAAAGUAAAGCCAAAUCCGAACAAGGAAUUAUAGCUUUUGCUUAAUUUAAAAUGAUUUUAAAAAUUUUAUAACAGCAAGUUAAAUUCAAAUACUAUCCGUAUUUUCAUGCCAGUACCGAAAUAUUGGCUACUGGGCUUACGUGAUACCCUCGGGGACUGACAGUCAAUUAGCAGAAGUAUCGACCAGUGGUAGUAUUACCAUUGACGGUACCUGGACAACGAAUCAAAAUAUCAGUUCUAAUUUUGUAAACAGAAAUGUGAAAUAUGUCAGUGCAACCAGAGCCGUAUAAUAUAGUAUUUCUAUGGUGAAACAUAUAUAUUCAGUUAUUACGUUUUAUAUGGGCGUGAUGAAAAAAUGUUCAUUAUAUGGGCGUGAUGAAAAAAUAUUCAGUACACAAAUCUUCAGGGGCCAAUGGAAUACGAAAAAAACAAUUAAACCCCUGAUUCAACUGGACCCAGGGACCUUCAAUUAACCACAGAAGUCGAAUUGUUUUCAAAGUAUGAACAAACUCGAAAGAGGUUCUCUCACUUAAAGCUAGACGUAUGAUAUUGUUAUCGUUGUCUUUUGUGAGAUGUCUAUUUGCUUUUAUAAUGUUACUUGUGAUAAUAGUAAUAAAUCCGAGACAUAUACUACACUCAUAAUUGGGUAUAACAUGUCUCUGACGGAAUUAACGAUUCCAUAAUUUUUCGGGUGGCCUUGCAUUAAUGUUAAACUAAAAUGUACAGUUGUUUAAAAGAAGAAAACAGUGCAAUUAAAAGUAUUUUGAUAUUACAGAGAAAUUAUAUUUUUUAGCUGCUACUGAGUGGUGUAUUUUGUUUUUCUAUUAGAUAGCCUUGGUUGAUAUUCCAAGUUAAAUUGAAGAAACGAAAAGACUCCUGAAUUUAAACGUUUUUCAGACGAGGGUUUUGCCUCACCCUUUCUCAGAGUCAUUGUGAAAUACUUCCACGUCUAUAUGACACAUACAUUCUUUUGUUCUGGAUACACAGCAAACAUUUUCUAUAUAUGAAAAUGAAAUAUGUGACGUUGAUAUGUAUUGUAUUUGCAACCGGUGUAUUUGCAUCCAUAGUUGGAGUUAAAGCUAAAAUCCAAGAUGACAAUCAUGAUGUCCCUCUUCGUUUCAACGCCUACCGAAAAAACCACAAAUCGCCAUGCCAGGAAAAUGAUUGUAUGAGAGAUAACUUUGCAUGUCUCCCUAAUUCUGUAGGUACAUUAAUUGGUGUCUGUGAUGAUGAAGUUGUGAAUAGAAGUGUGAAUUUAGUUUAUUACCUUCAAGAUGGUAAUGGUGUGCAACCUUUCCAUCGACAACUUGUUCUAAAAAUAUCUUCUCCAAUAUAUUCAAUUAUUUCUGCAAUAAUGGUUCAGUUUCAUCAAAAUCUUGAAGAAGAAGGCAUAUUGAAGGGCAUUAAACAAGAUGCUUGUAAAGCUGAACUCGCAAUAAUCAAUUUAUGUAAGAAAGACGUUGAUUUGAAUUUAACAUGUCUUCCUGAUAAGACGACAUGUGCCAUUAUGAAAUAUAGCUGUAUCAAAUCAAAAGAUGCAGGGGUUUUAAUCAAUACAUACAAUGAAAACACAAAGAAAAUAAAUGAACAAUACAUAAAUAUAUAUACGAGCUGGAAGUAUUAUUCCUUUUUUGCCAAACUUCUUUGCGAAUAUGAAAACUUUGAGAUCAUUCCAAGAUACAGUCUAACUCGCCAAUACAGAAUAUAUCUAUCAUCCAAUGAAAGCAAUAAUGUACCUUCAACUAUGGAUAAAUCCGAUCAAGUAUCACAACGCAUAACAGAUGGUAUCAUAGGAUUUUGUAUCUGUCUUGGUGUCAUCCUGAUUGUACUAUGCGGUUAUUUGUUUUGUCGAAGAAGACGGAGGAAGAAAAAUCAACAACAACCCAUACACAACGAGAACAGUUCAAAUUACAGUGAAAUGACACGUAUACCAUAUAGUGCAAACACUGACGAUUCAUCAAAAGAUUACACAAUUCAAGAUCACCAAGACUUAUACUUCCAUAUAGGAUCUACAUCGGCAUAGUUCUAAGGCUAUAUUAUGAUCCAACGAGUAUAUCUUCUUCGAAAAUGUGUUUUGACAUUCAAUUUCAAGAACGCUUUAUCUUAUUAGUUUGUGGUUUGUUUAUUAAUAGCUGUAUAUACAAUCUUGUAAUCAAAUAAAAC